This is a messenger RNA of Triticum aestivum (bread wheat), 923 nucleotides long. RefSeq names its product blue copper protein. The record is from RefSeq and is a predicted model, not a curated record. Gene Ontology annotation, cellular component: plasma membrane. Gene Ontology annotation, molecular function: electron transfer activity. The transcript is spliced from 2 exons. NCBI's taxonomy places the organism in Eukaryota, Viridiplantae, Streptophyta, Magnoliopsida, Poales, Poaceae. The coding region runs from base 53 to 775 and encodes 240 amino acids.
UAUAUAUAGGGCUCGGAGUGCACCUUCGGCUACCUACCUCAGACACCAGAGCAUGCCUUCUGCUAUGAAGAUGGCGGCGGUGACGGCGGCGGUUUGCAUCGCCGCGCUGCUAUCGCUGGUCCACGUUGUGACCGCUGCCGAUUACAUCGUCGGCAACCCAACCGGCGGCUGGCAGGGAAAGACGGACUACAAGUCCUGGGCUUCGGCCCAAACCUUCCUUCCCGGAGACACCCUGACAUUCAAGUACAGCUCGAACCACAACGUCCUUGAAGUGACCGCCGACGACUACGAAGCGUGCUCCACGGCCAACCCCGUCAUCAUCGACAACAGCGGCACCACCACCAUCGCGCUCACGGCGCCGGGGAAGCGCUACUUCAUCUGCGGCGGGCCGGGCCACUGCCAGAACGGAAUGAAGCUGGAGGUGGAGGUCGCCGACCGCCCUGCACCCACGGCGCCCAGCUCGCCGCCCCAGCUGCCCCCGGCACCUACGCCGCCGUCGCCGGUUCCGAGGACAUGGCCACCGGCUCCGGCACCCGCGGCUGAACCGCCAAGGCAUGCAGGGCACAAGAGGCACAAGAAGAGGCACUCCCCACCUCCAGCUGCGCCCACGGUGGACCCUGCGGAAGCGUACUUCCCGCUCGCGACGCUGGCGCCGAUGUCCUCGCCAGCUGCCUCUCUGCCGAUGUCGUCGGACAGUGCAGCCGCGUGGCAUGGACAGUGGGGCUAUGCCACACUGGGGCUCGUAGCUCUCUGGUUCGCCGUUCUAGCUCUAUGAGUUUGCGAAGUUGUAGAUCAUACCAUCACAUGUGUUACAUCCCUGUUCUCGUCCAUUGUAUCGUGUGUUCAGAUUGUGAGGUGAGAUUUGUUGAGAGACCUGAUAAUAAUUGCUCGUUAUGGUGAGCUCUAUGCAGUCUCUUGGACGA